UGUCUUGUUGGAGAUGGCCUAAGAGCACCUUUAUCAGGGAGAACUCCAAAAUCCAAAUGGGGUUUUAAACAAAAAAAGAGUUAUUAUUCUAAUGGGGCUGAUCAGGCGAACUUCUCUGUCUAUGUACAUUCACAACCUGAUUUCGUGUUCAAUGAAGAGACCACGAGAUCACAUUAUUUCUAUAACCGCCAGCUAAACAAUAGCAUCAACGUAAUAUGGGGAGAAUACAGCAUGAUCCAAGCAGAGAGAUUGUUGCUUUCAACUGCUUUAGAUGAUCACUCAAACCAAAGAUUUAUUCUUCUCUCUGACAGUUGUGCUCCGUUAUAUGACUUUGGUUAUAUAUACAAAUAUCUCAUCUCUUCACCGAGGAGUUUUGUGGAUAGUUUUAUUAAUACUAAAGAGAGACGGUACAGUAUGAAUAUGUCUUCAGUCAUACCUGAAGAGAAAUGGCGAAAAGGGUCACAAUGGAUAUCUGUGAUCAGAAGUCAUGCAGAGCUCAUUGUUAAUGAUGGUAUUGUAUUCUCAGCUUUUGAGAAAUUUUGCAAGAAAGCUCCACCUUUUGGUUCACAAGAGGCACAGCUUAGUCAGAACCUGCGCAACUGCAUCCCUGAUGAACACUAUAUCCAAACAUUACUUACGAUGCGUGGACUAGAGAGUGAAAUGGAACCAAGAACACUGACGUACACUGUAUGGGACGUCUCGGGUUCAAAACAUGGAGCCAAGUCUUGGCAUCCCGUCACAUUCACAUAUGAAAACUCCGGCCCUGAGGAUCUACAAGAAAUAAAGAGUAUAAACCAUGUCAAUUACGAGUCUGAAUCACGAACAGACUGGUGUAAGGCCGACUCAAAACCUGUUCCGUGCUUUCUCUUUGCAAGGAAAUUUACCAAAGAAGCAGCUAUGCGCCUUGUGAGUGAAGUACUAAUAGGAUCAUCAAAAACGUAGACUUAUAAGUUAUAACUCUACAACAGGGUCAGUAAGUUUUUAUGUUAAACUGAAAAAGAGAACGUAACUUUUAGGCCAAGCAACAGAGAGUAUAUAGAGUAAGGAACACCACUGAUACAUAAGACAUCACUAAUGAAGUGAAUUUAUGUUCGGUGUUAAAAGGUUUUUGUUAAUAUGCCUGAAGAAACUAGUUUUGAUUAAUACAUUAUUCCAUAAUUUAUUCAUCGACAUAAUCGAUAAACAUAUCUUUUUCUUUUUGAAACACGAUAAACAUACUUAAAAAAGAAUAUUUACUCUCCUAAUUUUUUUUUUUUUAGUUUAGUUUGCGGAUUUUCACAACCGAAAUUUAAAGGGUAUGCUACAAAGCAGAAUUUUUAUUCUAUUUAUGAUUUGCUGGAAAAAUCUUUUGUUGUUAUUUUAGCGGGGGAAAAUAUGUGUUUUCGAACGAGUCUAUCUAUCUAACUAUCCAGGAGUCAAACCUACGUACCCGAGUGCUCUUACAACGGAUUUAAGUUAAGUUAUGUCAACUUUGAACAGCGACUCAUCUUCCAUGUAUUACAGCUGUUGAUAAAUACAGGAAUAGAUAUCGCAAUGAUAUAAUUGUUAUUUUUAUCAAAAACAAUUAUGUAAUUGUGAUAACCGUAAGAAAAUGAUAUGCGAUUUCGUUAUAUUACUGCUUGUAGUGUCGAGAGGAGUAAUAUGUGAGAUCUUUCAAUUCUAUUUCCUAAACCAAAUAUAUAGAUUAAAAGAAAAAUAAAGAUUUGUUACGGAAAAAGAAAAGAGAGGCAAAAUAAAGACUUCAACCCCAAAUCUCAAUAAGAAUUGAAAGAGUGUUCCACAGCGUAACUUUUCGACAUGUACGUAUUUAAAAUUGUUUGUACCUGCUUAGGUAGCAAAUAUACUAUUCAUCCAAUUAUUCCACAAGUCAACAUCUAAUCGAGUGCUCUUAUAACGGAUUUUAGUCAAGUUCGGAGAAAGAUUCAUUUUCCGUGUGUUACGGGAAUUCUGUAUUGUUUGUAUGAUCUUUUAUUAUUUGCUUCACAGAUUGGAAAAUUUAGUUCAGAAAAAAGAUAUGGAAACUGGUUGGUAAUAAUAUUAUGAUGCUUCAUAAAAUCUUAAAGAUGCUUUCUUUAGUUCUUACGUCAAAAUGGCACGGCAAGUGUGUACACACACGAGUCACAAGAUAUACACUUGGUAUUGAAAUAUAUAAUCAAAGGUAAUACCGUAAUGGUAAAAGAUUUUUCUUAUAUCGAAAAUAACAAUAUUUUUGAAUAAUCACAUCUUGUACUUUGUCUUUUUAAAUAGAAUACCCUUUUUCAAAAAACAAUAUUUUCUUAUAAACAUAAAUAGUAUAAAUCAAUCCAAAAUUCAUAGGCUGAUCGAUACCUAAACAUAUUGAAAUACUGAGGAAAAUAUAUUUUGAGGAAUAAAAGAUUUUAAAAACCUUCUAUACAAAAAUGUUUUGCAGUCUGAGAUUAAAUAUAAACUAAGAGAAUAAUAUGAUACUGCAAGUAGUGUUUGGAGAUGAGCUUUUAGUAUGUGGU
Brassica rapa (field mustard) is the source of this 2486-nucleotide messenger RNA. Its product is annotated as glycosyltransferase BC10-like. NCBI's taxonomy places the organism in Eukaryota, Viridiplantae, Streptophyta, Magnoliopsida, Brassicales, Brassicaceae. Gene Ontology annotation, cellular component: membrane. The record is from RefSeq and is a predicted model, not a curated record. Gene Ontology annotation, molecular function: glycosyltransferase activity.